AUGAUUGAUCAGCAACCAAAGUUGUCGUACUUUCCCAUCGAGUCCAAGUGCAGUGCCGGCCAACCGGAACCGGAUCCGGGCGGUUCGCUGACGAACGAAAACGCCAACAGUGCGAACAGUGCAAACAUCAACGCCAAUGUGACCGCCGACAGCAACACGGUUGCUCCCGGUCCUGGAAUGAACGGUAGCAAAAGUAGCUGCAGCGCAAAAACACCAAUUACGACCCAACCAUCGGUACCGCGGUCCUCGCAGCAAGGCUAUUCAUCCACCGGCGGCAGCGUAACGGCACCUACGCUGGCCGAAGGACAGAGACUGUUGCUUGCCGCAGUGAUGACGGCGGGAAGUGGUGCUGGUGAGUUGCACGGCGAAGGGAACGGAGGUGAGUCGGAGCACCUGGCCGGGCUGCUGGGGACGUCCCUGUGCGGGCAGUGCUGUGGUCCGAUCUGCGAUCGCUACAUCAUGAAGGUGGUCGACAUCACCUACCACGAACGAUGCCUCCAGUGUACCUCCUGCUCGAUCCGCCUCAUGCAUUCCUGCUUUAUGCGCGAUGGGAAGCUGUACUGUCGCUUCGACUACGAGCGACUGUACGGCCGGAACAGAUGCCUCGGAUGUGGUGAGAAGAUUGGUGCCGACGAGCUGGUAAUGCGCGCCCUGGAUAAUGUGUUCCAUCUGAAGUGCUUCAUCUGCGUCGUUUGCGGCGUACGGCUACAGAAGGGCGAUCAGUACGUCAUCAAACAGAGUCAGCUGUUCUGCCGGCCCGACUACGAGAAGGAGGUGGAAAUGUUCCAGGGUUACAGUUACGAUGAUUACUGCUGUGAUGACAUGUUCCAGACGCGCAUUGACGGUCGGCGGGGUCCGAAACGACCUCGGACUAUUCUAACGACACAGCAGCGCCGUGCCUUCAAGGCUUCGUUCGACAUAUCGCCCAAACCGUGUCGGAAAAUUCGCGAAGGAUUAGCAAAGGAUACCGGGCUUAGUAUAAGGAUCGUACAGGUAUGGUUCCAAAACCAACGCGCCAAAAUGAAGAAAAUCCAAAAGAAACAGCUCAAGGAAGGUGGCAAAUCAUCACACCACGGCGGUGGCGGUGGAAACACCGGUAGCAACAAAAACCACAACGGCAACAACGGUAAAGGGAACGAUUCUCAGGAAGAGCUGUCUGAUAACGAGAGUGCCGUCGGUGGAAAAUUGUCACUUCGCAUCAAAGACGAAAACUCGAGAUCAAACAAUUAUCUACACGAUAGCUGCAGUGACAACGAGGGAACCGUUACGGACAACGACGGAGGUCCGUACGGUGGAACGGCUGCUCGACUCGGUCUUGGAGGAUCCGACCCAUAUAAGAUCGUGAAGGAAGAGCUGGACCUCGAGGACGACUACUUUCGCAUGGCUAUGUCAACUCCCAACCAACACCUACAUCAUCACCAUCAUUUGAAUCAGCAGCAUCCUCAUCAUCAUCCCCAGGCGCCGGGCGGACGAUUCGGUGGGAAAUCCUUUGCAAAUGAACAUCAUGCAAACACUAGCAUUAAGACGGAAAACAUGGCACUCGACUCGACAACGAUGCUACCCUCCAAUGGAACCAGCAUGGACUAUGGAGUUUCACUGCAACAGUUGGCUUCGUCCAUGAACGGAGGCUCCCUUCCGAACGGUGGAACCGGUAACGGAGGUCCCACAGCAUCCCAUGAGCCUAUCGGCCCAAUGGUUAACCCGAUUGAUCGGCUUUACUCGAUGCAGAACUCAUACUUUUGCAACCAGGACAAUCCAACAAUCUCGUGUCCUUCCACACCGACCGGCCAUCCAGGUACACCACCGGGUUCAACUCAUCAUCGUCCAACACAGCAACCGAAUCCUAUGCACCUUCAACAUCCUGGAAUCCAGCAGCAAUCAAUCCCAUCGCACCACUUCCCAACACCGUCUAACAAUGGUCCGAACAUGGUUAGCUUAGGCGCUCCUAACGUAGGGAUGGGUCAACAUAUGAUUGGCAUGUGCAAUCCAAUGCUAGAACAACAACAACACCAACAACAGCAACAGCAGCAGCAACAACAGCAGCAGGAAAGUGUAAUGUAA
Molecule: messenger RNA, 2061 nt
Organism: Anopheles marshallii
Lineage: Eukaryota; Metazoa; Arthropoda; Insecta; Diptera; Culicidae
Exons: 7
Coding region: 1-2061 (686 amino acids)
Biological process (GO): regulation of transcription by RNA polymerase II; neuron differentiation
Cellular component (GO): nucleus
Molecular function (GO): DNA-binding transcription factor activity, RNA polymerase II-specific; RNA polymerase II transcription regulatory region sequence-specific DNA binding
Source: RefSeq, a predicted model, not a curated record